This is a messenger RNA of Epinephelus fuscoguttatus (brown-marbled grouper), 2358 nucleotides long. It is a transcript of the gene pdia8, whose product is annotated as protein disulfide isomerase family A, member 8. Gene Ontology annotation, cellular component: cell surface; endoplasmic reticulum. The transcript is spliced from 13 exons. Lineage: Eukaryota; Metazoa; Chordata; Actinopteri; Perciformes; Serranidae. Gene Ontology annotation, molecular function: protein disulfide isomerase activity. The coding region runs from base 93 to 1580 and encodes 495 amino acids. The record is from RefSeq and is a predicted model, not a curated record. Gene Ontology annotation, biological process: response to endoplasmic reticulum stress; protein folding.
CGGAGGCUCUCCUCGGUGUGUGACGGGGUACCGUCUCCUGUUCAUACGUUUUAAUUUCUACCAUCUAAAAUCAUUAACCGUUUCACUCCAACAUGGCGGCCGCCCCCCGCCUCUUUCCCGCCGUCACGGUUGCGCUGUUGUUUUGUUUUCCCGCAGCGGUGCGCUCGCGCAGAGAUGUGCUCGAGCUCGGCGACGCGGACUUCGACUACCUGGCAACGGGGCACGAGACCAUGCUGGUGAAAUUCUACGCUCCAUGGUGUGGACACUGUAAGAAAUUGUCUCCAGAGUUUGAGAAAGCAGCGACAAGACUGAAGGGGACUGUCCAACUGGCCAAGGUGGACUGUACAGCUCACUCAGAGACGUGUGCACGUUUCGGGGUGUCGGGUUACCCCACACUGAAGAUCUUCAGGAAUGGAAGAGACUCCGCCCCCUAUGAUGGACCUCGCAACGCAGAUGGAAUCUAUCAGUACAUGAAGAAGCAGACGGGUCCAGACUCCGCCCACCUGAAGACUGACGAAGACCUCCAGACCUUCAUCAGCCACUAUGACGCCAGUAUCGUAGGUUUGUUCUCAGGUGAGGACAGCCCUCAUCUGGCUGAGUUCCUGCGAGCUGCUGGUCUGCUCAGAGAACAGUUCAGGUUCGCUCACACCGUCGACCUGAAGCUCGGAGAGAAGUACGGGGUUAGUUCUGAGAGCGUGUUGCUGUUCCGUCCUCCCAGACUGGAUAAUAAGUUUGAGGACAGUGUGGUCGUCUUCAGAGACUACCUGACCAUCGGAUCUCUGAGACGCUUCAUUAGAGACAACAUAUAUGGACUGUGUCCUCACAUGACUGCAGAGAACAGAGACCGUCUGAGAGUCCGAGAUCUGCUGACGGCGUACUAUGACCUGGACUACCACCACAACGUCCGUGGGUCCAACUACUGGAGGAACAGGGUGUUGAGAGUGGCGUCAAAAUAUUCUGGGAGGGGCCUGACAUUCUCAGUAGCCAAUAAGAAGGACUUCCUGUCUGAGCUGGAGGACGACUUCGGUCUGGGGACGUCGGACGGAGGAGAGCUGCCGUUUGUCACUAUCCGGACCAAACUGGGCCACAAGUACACCAUGAGGGAGGAGUUCACGAGGGAUGGGCGGUCCUUGGAGAGGUUCCUGGACGAGUUCUUCGCAGGUCGUCUGAAGCGUUUUGUGAAGUCUGAGCCCAUCCCUGAGAGGAACACUGCUGCUGUCAAGGUGGUCGUUGCCGAGUCUUUCGAUGAGGUUGUCAAUGAUCCAAAUAAGGACGUCCUGAUUCAGUUCUUCUCUCCGUCCUGUCCUCACUGUAAGAAAUUGGAGCCGGUCUACAGAGACCUCGCUGACACACUGUCCUCUGAUCCGAACAUUGUCAUUGCCAAGAUGAACGCUGCAGAUAACGAUGUUCCACUGGGAUACGACGUCCAGGGGUAUCCCACCAUUUACUUUGCUCCCAUGGGCCGGAAGGACGAGCCGAUCAGAUACGAGGGGGGUCGAGAGCUCAAAGACUUCCUGAAGUUCCUGAAGAGCAAGGCGAGUCAUAGUCUGGUGUCCACUGGGUCCAGAGAUGAACUCUGACACGUCCAUCCACGCCAAUCAGGUCCAACAGAAGCAGCUGGUCUCCAUGACAACGGACAUUAAUUCUCAUCUUCAUUGCGACUCAGCCCAAGCCGACUGGACUCGACUCAAGUCGCUCUGUUCUGGUGUUCCAUCAGCAUCAUCGUAGAUCGUACCUGGUACGUUCUGGUACCACCGGAAGGAGGCGGAGCUACAUCACUGCAGACUGAUUGGUUGGAGAGAGUUGUCACUUUGGUGACAUCCUGCACGAGCCCACCAUUUUGUUUUUGUUUAUUUAGUUCUUUAUUUAUUUUCAUCAUUUAACAAACAUUACGCCACAAAUUUGGGAUUUCCCCAUAAUGUUGGAUUUUAGCACAUUAGCUAACAUUAGCUUCAAUUGCAAAACAAAUACGGGAGUUUCCUAUAAUGUUAGCUUUUUAGCGCAUUAGCUAAAAUUAACUUCAUUUGCAAAACAAAUAUUGGAUUUCCCAGUAAUGUUCACUUUUAGCGCAUUAGCUAACAUUAGCUUCAGUAGCAAAACAAAGGAGGAGACAAGCUUUUAUUUUGUGUUUUUCAAAUGGGACUUCCUAUCACUGCGCCCAGUGUUCUUUAUAUUCCUAUUUAUUUUAUAUAAAAAAGAAAAUACUUUAUUGAUUUCAUUGUGUGUGUUAAUUGUUUGUGUUUUCUUAUUUACUGAUGGAACAGUAGUGGAACAUCAAACUGAUGCACAAAUCUUCUCAGAGCCUUACGGCUGCCAGUUCCCACUGAGGAGGAGCGGUCAAUAAAACUCUGACAGCUG